Messenger RNA from Owenia fusiformis, 2819 nucleotides. Lineage: Eukaryota; Metazoa; Annelida; Polychaeta; Sabellida; Oweniidae. The record is from the annotation of a GenBank genome assembly.
GACUGUAAUGAGUACAAUCACAUGAGGAAUAAACUCAUUAUUGACAUUGCGUUACCCAACAACCACCCAGCGUUCGAUCCAAGAGAAAUCUGUGCUUCUGUAUGCGGCCCUGCCUCGGAGUCAUUUGAGAUACAUAAUUUAGAGCUCAUCCUGAGAUACAUUCAUAUAGUCAUAUCAGACUCAGGGAUUAGUCUCGUACCCUUAUUUGCAUAAACUUGCAGAAGAUCUUGUAAUCUGAAAUUUUUAUACUACUUUUAAAGAUUGUAAAUAUGUUGUCACCUUGUUUAUGUUUAUGUUUUAUGUUUAUUGUAUUAAUCAAACAUUGUAAUUAGUUUAUAUGAAAUCCGAUUUAAAAUCGGGAAUAAAAGAUACAUACAUACAUUUACAACAGCACUACGGUAUAUGAUUGUGAUGUGGGUAAUAUCCUGAUAGGUAAUUUUACUUCGAGAUGUCUUGAAGAUUCUACUUGGACAACCCCACCCUUCUGUUUGUUUAUAGACUGUCAUGACCCUCCAUAUGUCUCUAACAGUACAGCAGGGUUAACUGACAACAGAACAACAGUUUAUGCCAAAGUAGACUAUGAAUGUGAUAUAGGAUACGACAUGGUAGGAAACAGUACAGCUUCCUGUAGUGUUAGUGGAAAUUGGAGUGACAUACCUGUUUGUGUUAUUGCAGACUGUGGGGAACCUCCAAAUGUCCUUUUCUCAACAUGGGACCCAAACACCACAACCACCUACGAUAGUGUGGUAACACACACAUGCUUAAAAGGGUAUGAAAUGGGAAUAAUCGAACCAAACACUUCGAGAAAUGCCUGUUCUGAAAAUGGCUGUAAUGAUGAUGAUUUUACAUGUUCUAAAAACAUAAUUUGUGAUAAGGAGCUAUCUGAUAAUAGUUCAUUUGAAUGUCCAACAAACAGAAGCUGUGAUGAGUUCCUUGAUAGAGUUGAUACCAUUCGCUGCCUACCGACUGGAAAUUGGAGCACUACCCCAGUGUGUAACCCUAAGGACUGUGGCUUGCUUAAUAUAAGUAAUGGUAUCAUGACAUACUUUGAUAACUCAACUACAUAUGGCUCAAAUGUUAGUAUAUUGUGUGACGAGGCAUAUCAUCUUAGUGGAGACUCGACAUUGCAAUGCAGCGCUGAUGGGCAAUGGUCAAAUAUAAGUGAAUGUGUAGCAAUAGAUUGUUUCGACGUCCCAUUUGUCAACUAUGGUGAAUUUGUCAACCCAUCAAAUGACACCCUUUAUGGAAGUGUGGUGAAUUAUACAUGUGAUAUUGGGUAUUUUAUGACUGGCAAUAGCUCCAUAACCUGUAUGAACAAUGGGUCCUGGUCAUCCCCUCCAGAAUGUACCAUCCAUAAUUGCGGAGGAAUGCCUAAUAUAAGUAAUGGUAUAGGAAGAUUAACACAUGAAACGCUCUUCAAUAUGUCCACAGUCAACAAUACACAUCUUGACCCAUUAAAUGGAGCGACUGUAUAUGUGCGUAAUACAACUUCAACUGACACGAUGGAUAUCAAAAUUGUUACAGAAAAUACCACACACGUACCUAACAUGACUGUCACUGAAUUAUGGAAUAUCACGUCUACUGUUAAUAUUCUGAAUAAUGAUGAUGGAAAUACUUCAACAACAGCUUUUGAUAAAAUAAAUAAUUCCAUGAUAAGCAAUGAAACAAAUAUACAGAAUCGGUCAAAUGUACAUUUAAUAACAUCUGAUAGUGUAAUCCAUAACCAGGAAGACACAGCUUUUAGUACGACAUAUCUUUCCAUGGGGGAAUACACCUGUAAUGAUGGCUUCACUAUGUACGGAGAUCCCACGAUCACCUGUAUGGCUGACGGAACCUGGUCACCAGCCCCAGUUUGCAGUCUUUAUGAAUGUGGUGAAAUGCCAGUAGUCCACAACGCUGAUGUAGCUGUUAAUAUUGAUAACACGAAUGAUAAGAUUAUAGCCACCUUUACAUGUGUAACUGGUUACUUAAUCGUCGGGAAUGAGUCAAUCGAAUGUGAAGCUGGUUUCUCGUGGACUACUGAUACCCCUAAAUGUGAGAUUGUGAAUUGUGGAAUGCCACGAAAGGUUGCCAGAGCAACACGAGAGGUCACAGAUAUUACAUAUGGAAGCAUAGUGAAGUAUACUUGUGAGAAAGGAAAUAUUUUACAUGGUUGUCCUACAGCUGAAUGCAAGGAAGAUGGUUCUUGGGGUCCUUACCCAGAAUGUUCCUUGGUGGAUUGCGGGCCUUUGCCUAGAGUUCAAAAUGCAAUGAGUCAUCUAAGAGGUACCAAGACAACCUAUGGGAGAAGCGCAUACUACACAUGUGCAUGGGGUCACAGGGCCUAUGGCGAUACAGAUAUUCGAUGCCAAGCAAAUGGUAUGUGGUCCUAUCCUUGUGUUUGUAGUCCUCUAGAUUGUGGGGAUAUCCCUUUAGUCUUGAAUUCAGGUCAUACAGUGAAGCUAUCACAAACUAUUGUUUUGAAAAUCAACUACCGGUGCGAUCCGGGAUAUAAACUAAUUGGUCACCCACAAGUUACAUGUAUGGAAACUGAAGAAUGGUCCCAAGUUCCCAAUUGUAAUUUGAUUACAACCACACCAUUGGCAACCUCACCAUCUACAACCACGACUUCACCAAGGCCAUCGACAACUGCAUUACAAUCAACAUUGUUAGACAGUACAACAAAACAAUUCACUACUACUGCCGGCACAACACAAGUGUCUACAACGGAACUGUUAACAACGCUGUAUAGUGUUGCCACUGAGCCUCCUAAGGUUGUAUACAAGCGGGUUAAAAAGAUAGAAAUUCCUCCAGAGGAAGCGAAACAUGCUCAGGUAUAA